This is a messenger RNA of Notothenia coriiceps (black rockcod), 3313 nucleotides long. Its product is annotated as collagen alpha-1(XXIII) chain-like. Bases 112 to 372 code for a protein of 86 amino acids. The transcript has 7 exons. Lineage: Eukaryota; Metazoa; Chordata; Actinopteri; Perciformes; Nototheniidae. The record is from RefSeq and is a predicted model, not a curated record.
GGAUUAGAUGGUCCCAUGGGCUAGUGGUCUACAGGGUUAGUGGGCCUCCCAGGUUCAAAAGGAGAAAAAGGCAGAACAGGGGAGCCUGGACUAGAUGGUUUCCCAGGUCUGAUGGGAGACAAGGGUGAUCGAGGGGAAAGAGGAGACAAGGGUGACAGGGGAUCAGUGGGAAAGAGAGGACUAAAGGGCCACAAGGGAGAGCAGGGUCCUCCAGGCCUGGACCAGCCUUGUCCUGUGGGUUGUGGUGAGACUAAAGGUGUUUCUGAGGAGGCAGGGCUUUCUCCCCCUCCACCUCCUCCUCCUUCUGGCCCUGAGGCCCCCUGUCCUGUGGGACAGGACGGGCUGCCCAUACCAGGCUGCUGGCACAAGUGAUGACUAACCAGCAGCAUGGAAUCUGUACAUAUUGAUAUGGUAUAUAUUGCAAUUACAACUACAACCCGCUCCCUUUUUUCCCAUUUUUUUUUUUUUUCUAAAACGUUUCAUAUAAUAUAUUGAGAUUUUUUUAACAAGGACAUUUCUGAGUCUAUAGUAUUAUGAAAACUUUUUUUUUUUAAACUCUAGAGGUCCCGUGUUGAGAAUGCAACUAUAGUUUUGAAGAGAAGAAACUGAACUGUCAGUCAGACUCUUACUUUGAAGGACAGUCCAGAGGACAGAGAUGAAGUGCCUUGACAGUCUAGUGGCCUUACUAACAAAGCCUGACUUGCUGCCUGAUUGUAAUCAUGAACGCUGUACGGUGUGUGCACUCACCCACUCUCACGGAUGUAUGGAUGGAUGGACAGAUCUCUUUGGGAGUAACAGAUAUGGGUCAGUACUCUCCUCUCUCUCUGUUUUCAAAAAAGGAGAAAAUGGCGAAACAGAAGCUCAAACGCAAGCGUCUCUCUCAGCCCUGAAGCGGUGCGGGCCUGGUGGAGAAAGGACACGUAUACAGGCAGAGAGCACACAAGGGGCACACUGGCCUUUAUGAAGCAGAGCGAUGCCUCAGUGUCAUCCUGAACACUCAGAUCCUCUGAUAUGGAAAGUCUCCAGGAGGGAGCGACAGAGAAACCUGCAUUUCCACAUUCAUCCUGAGAAGUAAAGACACACCUGUGGCUAAUAAUGUUGCACAAUAGCUUCAAUGACUUCCAGUCACAGUUACUUGGGAGUCACUGACGUCAAUGGCACAUAAGGAAGGAUUUACUGCACAGAUACAUGAACAAGUUGUGGUGAUUUCGUGUCUGGCUUUUUUAAGGUUUCCACUUAUUAAAUGCAUGAUCAUAGCAAGACAGAGUGUUGUUUAGCAUCCAGCUUGUAUAACUUGUGAUCCCUCAUUGAAACCUCCAACGACAGUAGAUUAAUUUUGAUUUGCAAUAAGCAGUCUUUAAUAAUCUUUCCAUUUUAACAGGCCACUCGGAAAAGUCAGAGAAAUGUAUGGCUUACACUUUUGUGUGUGGUGUUUUGUUUUGUUUCAUUAUAUUCUUACCUAUUUUUGUCCAGUUACAUUUUGCAUUCCUGUCGGUGCCAUUUUUUUUUUUUAAACAAUGUAACGUCAAGGCCAGAUUUGAAGGAACCAUUAACAGUAUUCGUGAUAAAUCAGUGUUUCAGUUGCUUUGACAAAUGAUUGCCAAUCUUAUUAUUUUUUCUUAAUAAUUUUCAGUGUAACUGAUUCAUUUUGACUGAUCGUUAUCUUUUAAUCACUGAUGGAGACAUGUUUAAUUACUGUUGCCAGUUUGACCUGGACAACAAUGUAUGUUCUUGCUGCUGACUUAAAUGUGUAUUAUUUUUUUGAUAUUUUUGAAUCAAUGUAAGUCAUUUGAACUGAAGGACUAACAGACUUUGAGGAAUUUGAAUCAAAUGUUUUCGCCACCAUUGUUGUUUGUAACUAUUCAUUUUAUUUAGCAGUACAUCUUAGGACAACUGUUUAUAACUGUCAGUUAUACUGAAUUUUGUGUCUGUUUUUAAUUCAUUUAUCACAAAAAGUUUUAGUCUUCUUUACUAUCAGAUGACUUUUAAUGGUGUGUCUUGGUCUUUGUAAUACAUUUUUCUCAGAUGGAACAUUUUCUUAGUGUUUAAGUACUUUACUGUACCAAUUUAAAGCUCCAUAUCCACACACAUAUCCAGUUACACAUUGAGCUUUGCUUAAAGAAAUGUUGAACAUAGGAACAAAUAAAUUGUACUUGUGGUUGACUAAUGUACCAUUUCCAAAUAUUAGGCUACAUUUAUCCAGGACAGUUAUUACAUGAAAUCAGUAUUUGGUUCUGUUUGGUACUUGGACAUAAAUCCAUACAUAUAAGCGGAAACAUGUGUUUAUGUUUAUAGUGGAAAUCUGUAUUUUCUGCAUUGAUUUUAGUUGUACCUUUUGAUACAACAUGAAAGGCAUUCAGAUAUACUGUAUAUGUAUAUUCUGGUUGAGCACUAGACAUGAAAUAUAGCAAUAAUUUACAGCAUAAAUAUUUGAAUAUGAAUAAUCUGAAUGUUUUACUGGUCUAAUACUUUUAUUCAAAAACAUCAUACAGUACAUUCUGCUAAACAUUGCUAAUUCAAAUACACAACCACAUUGUAGUGCAAUGAGUGCUGAUUCAGAUCCUUCUUCAUCCAGGGAGUACAUUUUUAUUUCUGACAUCCUCUUUGACAUUAAACGUUUAGUUUAUUUUUGCACAGAUUCCCUUGCAGUAUGCCUGAAAAUUGUAAAGUUGAAUUACCAACAUCACGCAAGGCAAUUUCCUUAUCAGUGGGACACAUAUGUUGUAAUGUCCCACUAAAUCUUUUCACUUUAGAAGGGUUAUUAAGAAGGAUAAUUACAUCACAUAUUUAACCUAUGCUGCAGCAGUCAUUUAUUAAGGCUAAAGGUAUUCUAGAAAUCCUUUCUUUAAAAAACAAAGUGUGUACAUGAGUUGUAUAUCAUAAAGUUAAAAUAGAAAUGCUGACAUAUACAAAAUGUUUGAGAAUGUGUAUUGAAAGCUGGAUAUUUUAACUGUAAACCACACAGUUCUUAGCAUUAUUUCACUGGAAGCUGAAGGUUUUCUGUCACUUAACAUAAUCAUAUGUUUUUAUUUCUUACGCAGAUCCUAUCAAUUUCAGUUGGAAGGCUUAAUGGAGUCAGUAAAUGGCACAGUGUCUGAAUACAGUUUGGUGUUUUAACAAGUCAUAUAUCACAGUAUCAACUUGACUGUGAGAAUGUUUUUUGGUGGUGUAUUUGGUUGUAAAAGAAUUAAGCUAUUUUUGUAAUUACUUGUUGAAAAAUGUAUAACAUAAAAUCUGGUCGACUAAACAGGUAGACUGAAGGUAAAUCUCCAGUUGUAUGAUGUUUCUUCCAAUAAAACAUUAUCAUGUAAAA